Molecule: messenger RNA, 474 nt
Organism: Aphanomyces astaci
Lineage: Eukaryota; Oomycota; Saprolegniomycetes; Saprolegniales; Verrucalvaceae
Exons: 1
Coding region: 18-446 (142 amino acids)
Source: RefSeq, a predicted model, not a curated record
CGGAUUAUUUCGUUGAAAUGUUGACACACGGAUGCGCUCUGGGCCAAGCUCUGGCCGAUGUGUUGGCGGAAAUGGAGGCAGAAGGGGAGUCCUUGACGCUGGGUGAGAAGGAAGCGACCAUGCAAGUGAUGGAAGACAUUCUUUUCAGCCACAUGCAAGAUGCAUCGGACUUUUCCGAGACCGCGCCUUCCCGUCGUGGAACCAACACUUCUGGAUCCCGCCGUCGAGUGGCCACCGAUGUCGGCCUUCACGUGGUAGCCAACGUCGAGGAAUACAGUAGCUACAUGGAGACGUGGCGAAUGCACAUGACAGACACGACGAUCAAGGUUGAAGGAGACGUGUUGAACCCGACAUGUCCAGACAUGGAUGCCACGUUUCGCCGCAUGGAACGGCGGCGGAAAAAGCAGACAAAGCGAAAGCAUAAUGACGAGGAAUAUGUCGUUUAAAUCUUCAAACUGUUUGUUAUCUUUGCCA